Molecule: messenger RNA, 781 nt
Organism: Elaeis guineensis (African oil palm)
Lineage: Eukaryota; Viridiplantae; Streptophyta; Magnoliopsida; Arecales; Arecaceae
Product: mitochondrial pyruvate carrier 1
Biological process (GO): pyruvate import into mitochondria
Cellular component (GO): mitochondrial inner membrane
Source: RefSeq, a predicted model, not a curated record
GGCAAAUGGACUCCGUCUCCUCCAAGACCGGAUAGGUUGGUUGGUCUCGCCCCUCUCCCUCUCCCUCUCCCUCUCGCUCUCCCGAUCUCUCAUACCCCAAUCCGAUUAUCCGAUCUAGUCUCUGGUGCCGGCGCCCUCCAAUCCUCGAACCCUGGGUUCUUCGUUCGGUUCUUCUCCUCUCCGGCGACCCGAUCUCGGUACUGAAGCUCCUUUAUUACAAUGGCGGCCUUAAAAGCUUUUUGGAACAGCCCUGUGGGCCCCAAGACAACUCAUUUCUGGGGACCUGUUGCCAAUUUCAGCUUCGUUGUGGCUGGUUUGGUCGAUACGCAGAAACCUCCAGAAAUGAUCUCUGGCAACAUGACUGCAGUCAUGUGUGUGUAUUCAGGACUCUUCAUGAGGUUUGCAUGGAUGGUGCAGCCACGAAAUUACCUGCUUCUAGCUUGCCAUACCUCUAAUGAAUCUGUUCAGCUUUAUCAGCUAUCUCGUUGGGCAAAGGCCCAAGGAUACUGGGAUAAGAAAGAGACAGAGUUGCAGAAGUAACUUCUAUGAGGUUCUUCAAAAGUAUUUUAUUCAAAUCAGUAAAUGGAUGAUGUGUAACUCAAGCUUCAUAUUGGUGAAUCAGCACUGGAAUCUUUCAUGUGAACCAUUAUUGCAUGAGAAUUGCCCCCUGAAAGUGUCAUUUUAUCCAGACAUCACAAUGGAUUCCAAUUUACUCAUACAUAAUGAUUAAGUUUUCUUUCUUCUGGAAUAUUAAUGAAUCACUUGGAUUUCCAAUUUCUAG